This is a messenger RNA of Heterobasidion irregulare TC 32-1, 1674 nucleotides long. RefSeq lists its product as uncharacterized. The transcript is spliced from 10 exons. Gene Ontology annotation, molecular function: transcription cis-regulatory region binding; DNA-binding transcription factor activity, RNA polymerase II-specific; zinc ion binding. The annotation marks the transcript as partial. Lineage: Eukaryota; Fungi; Basidiomycota; Agaricomycetes; Russulales; Bondarzewiaceae. The record is from RefSeq and is a predicted model, not a curated record. Gene Ontology annotation, biological process: regulation of DNA-templated transcription; DNA-templated transcription. Gene Ontology annotation, cellular component: nucleus.
AAGCCGCCGGUCCAGAGAGGUGCCAGGGCUUGCACCGUGUGCCGCGCUGCUAAAAUGAAAUGCGUUGGUGCAGAAGACGGUCAGCAGCCCUGCCAACGCUGCAGACGCUCUAAUUCAGAAUGUAUUUUCGAGAAACACCGAAGAGGUCGUAAGCCAGGCUCCAAGCUCUCCGAGGCUUCGAAGAUGUUGAGGCGUCUAGAGAAGGGCCUUAAUAGCGCGAAGUUGAAGCACAACCAUGACUCCAACUCCACGCCUUACCCUACCUCGCCCGCUCGUUCUGGCCGCUCCGAGUCUGGUUAUCGUCUUCGUCCAAGUGAUCCCUAUGGCACUCCUGGCUCGCAGUUCUCCACCGAGCUCCCGCCCCUUAACCUCCCCCCGGACUAUGAUGGGGAAAGUUACGCUUCAAGAAACGGUUCUCGGUCUACUAAUCCAGAACACGAGGAAGAUGAUGGAGACCGUAACAGGGAAGGCAUGUUCCCUGCCAAGCUGAUUCGUAGAGAAAAUCAGAGGCAGUCAUUCUUCAAAACUAUUCUCAACCCGGAACACGAACCCCCAACAUCAUCGAUGCCUUCUGAUCAAGGUAGCCUGAGCUCUACCUAUACAGUUUCGCCCGUUCAUCUACCUCCUGGAUUCCACGAUCCUGUAACAGCGGGCAUCAUCGAUGACGCCUACGCCAAGGUCCUCUUUGACCUCGUCUUUUUGCGCCUCAAUCCGUUCGUCAACUUGUUUGACCCUGCUCUCCACUCGCCCACAUAUGUUCGCACAAAAUCUCCCUUCUUGUACACAACCCUCCUCAUGGCGGGGUGCAAGUUCUUCAAGCCUGAAGCUUAUAAGGCCUGUCAGAAGCUUGCCCAUGAAUUCGCUGUGCGUUCAUUUGCGGAAGGAUUGAAGAGCGUCGAGGUUGUUCAGGCUUUUGCUUGCCUUACCUACUGGAAGGAACCUGAGGACACCCGUACAUUUACGUACAUUGGCUAUGCCUGCCGCAUGGCUGUGGAUUUGGGACUCAAUCGCUACUUCUCCCAACCCCCUCCCAACGAAACUGAGUUCCAACUGCGGGAGAGGCGCAACCGCGAGCGUACAUAUCUUGUUCUCUUCGUUCACGACAGGAGCUUGAAUAUGCAGACGGGCAAGCAGUGGAUGCUGCCUGAAUGUGACCUCGUCAGACAUUCCAAUACUUGGCAUGAAGAGGGUGGCUCCAUUAUCCGGCCAGAAGAUGUCAUUGUGGCUGCAUUCGUCCAGCUACGUCGCAUUGCAGCUGAGCUCACCGACGUCUUCUACAUGCCCAACAAAGGAGUCACCGACACCACUCAUGCCGACGUGAACCAGGAGGUCUUGCUUAGCAACUGUAAUGGCAAGCUGACGCAGUGGAUGGAGACAUGGCAAAACGAGAUGCGCCGCGCCAAUGGCGAAUUGUUCCACUUUGCCUUUCUGAGCUUCUUCCGACUGUAUGUGCGACUGUUUUUGAACAGCUUCGGUGUCCAAGCCUCUAUAUCGCCGCAAAGUCGAGUUCCUCCCAGCUCGCAGGCUUUGUCGGCGUGCUAUACCAGCGCCAUGGAGAACCUUCAAAUUGUCACUAAGCAAUUUGCGUCAAUGAGCAUGCUGCGCUACGGCCAAGACUCGAUCACAGUCAUGACCGCCUAUUGCGCUGUUUUCUUAUUGAAGGUAAUCUAUUGA